AUGAAUAACUCCAGUUCCACACUCAAUAACACGUCAAAGAUCGACGAUUAUGUGUUAUCGUUGAUUAAUAUUUCUGCAGAACAACUUCAAGUCUUUCGAGAUGUGAUUGCCAAAAAGAAAGAGUUGUACAAGAACAAAAAAAUUACGAUUUUUGGUGAGUUUUUAAUAUUAUUUAUCUUGUUUUAGGUGUAUCUUGGUUGCUUCUUGUUUUUUAGCAAGAUUAUAUUUUGUUUAUGGUGUUUUGCGUUUAUUUUAGCUGUUUUGUCUUGUGUUAAUUCUACUUUAGCUGUUUUUAUAUUGUUUUAAGUUUAUUUCAGCUGUUUUGUCUUAUUUUUAAUGUUUUAGAUUCUUCUCUUGCUGUUGGACAGGUGCUCGCAGAUUUGUACGUCAAGGAAGGUGCUACGGUUUGCUUAGUUUGCGACAAUAAUGAGAAGAAUCGAAACAAGUUUAGAUCAAGAGUAAGGUUUAUUUAUUGUUUAUUUUUGUUUUUAGGUAAUUCAAAGAGUUUUCGAGCAAAUUUGUGUAUAAUAUUUGGACAAAAGGUUCAAAAAGAUAGUAAUUGAGGUUUUUAUACUAUUUUGAGUGAUAUUUUCAUGUUAUACUUGAUCAACAUACAUUACAGCUAGUUAAUCUUGAGAUAAUUACUCAUCUUAUAUAUGCUUGAUGUGUUGUGUGUUUUAUUUAAUGUAAAUCUUGUUUUAGCCUAACUACCAUGUUGAGUUUAUCAAAUCUUUUCGUGAUGUUACUCAAUUCAAGGACAAAGACAUUGACGUACUGAUGGUGAUCUUGCCUUUGCUUCAAGAAGUUGGCAAUCUUCAACCGCACGGAGAUCACCGGGAGACUUGUGAUCUCAUUACUAAGCAGUGGGUUUAGUGUUCCUUUAUUUAAAAAUUAGAUUUAUUAGAGGUUUUUAUUUGUGGAAAUGUUAAAAAGACUAGGCGAUUUAUAAAAAACGUGUUUUAAUACCUAAAAUUGAUUUUUCGAUCCUAUGUAAACAUAUUUUUCAAGAUUUUCUAUGUCAAUAUAUAUUUACAGUCUAAUGAAUAUUAUUUCAGCGUUGCUAAAACACUGACCGCAUUCGAGGCGAAUUUGAUCAAAAACAAAGGAAUGUUCGUGUUGGUUGGCCCAGCUUUGCCAGGUGUCAGUCAAUUUCAGGAUCCAUUUUACAAUUCCACGAUGGCGUUCUUGGAACGAUUGACUGAAUCCGUGAAGCGCCGUAGAGAACAGCAUCAUAAAAUUGGAUCUAAAGUCAAAUUUCUGUUUUUGGAGUGAGUUUUUUGGGUUGUUCUUGAUUUUUAGGUAUAUUUUUGCUGUUUUUUAUAUUAUAGUAGGUAUUUUUAGGUAGUUUUUCAAGCUUUUUAUAUAAAAAUAGGUGCUUUUAUGAAAGUUUGGUACCAUCGUUCUAUGUUCUAACUUACUAUACGGUUAAUAAGUAAGGAGAAAGUGCUUUACUUGAGCUCAGAGGGCUGUAUAUGAUGAUGCAAACGAUUAUUUACAUUAUUUUUAUUACUUUCCUAAAGGCCUUCAUUAUAUUAUCUUACCUCUUCAGAAGACCUAUCGCCGCCCAAUACGAAGAAAGGAUAACUGAUUAUGGCCGAUGCAUGAUCAUCUUCAACACGGUGGACGCUUUCUACGAAGGACCGUGGGAAUACGUAGAUGAACGGCCGAGAAACAUCGACGAACAGAACAUCACAUUGGUCGAAUUUGAUGAACUUCCAUAA
Bursaphelenchus okinawaensis is the source of this 1721-nucleotide messenger RNA. Lineage: Eukaryota; Metazoa; Nematoda; Chromadorea; Rhabditida; Aphelenchoididae. The record is from the annotation of a GenBank genome assembly.